AUGGCCACCAUCCGCUGCAUGCUUGCCGGCCCAGAGGAAGCCCCGACGUCUCUUGUCAAUUUCCUGCAAUACCCAUUCUGGAACUUUCAAGGAGAUGAAGGUGGCGGGAAUGGCGCACGCCUGACUGGUGAGCAACAGCAGUUCUUGAUCAGUCAGGCCAUUCGCGGCGGGGAAGAUAUCUCGAAGGGCAGCGUGUCUUUUUCUGUCUAUAUCACAUACCUUGAAGAGUAUCACCGUCGCAAUGUGCACGCAGUUACUACGGACACGAGCAUAUCUGCUCUCGCUGAGACUUGUCUCAGCAAUGAGAAGCAACUUGUAUCUGAGUUGAAGCUCCGGGUGACACGUGAACAGGAGACGAGCUUGAUGAUACGGAGAUCAAUCAUUCUGAGUUGCCUGAUCCAGGAGCAUGCACGUUCAGUGGUCCACACAGCAGAUUGCAGCUUUUCUGAUGUUUCUGGUGCGGCUUUGUUGUGUAUUGCCAAGGAGGCUGGCCUGACGUGUGAGUUGCUGAGGCGUGGCGCUGAUCCCAUUGAUGAUUAUUUAAUCAACCAGGGCAGAGUGAUACGCUUGUGUGCCUUGAGCCUAAUGAACUGCACUUCUGUUUAUUCCUCUGCUGCUAUGUUGGGUAUGGCAAAGGAGGCCGAAAUGAUGUGUAUGUGGAUGCUUAAAAAUAACAAGCCUGUUUAUUUCUAUGAUGAUCCCAUACCUCGUGAGAUUCGGGACAGACACAUAGUCCGGUCCGGUACCUUGAAUUUUAUGGUCAGCAUACUAGAAAAGUCUUCUGCUGAGCACACGAUUGAUAAGGAAGAACCUGCUAGUAGAAGUGGUCCUCGUGGUGAUGGGUAUGGCAUUGCUAUUGAUGGAGCAGCAAACACCACAAGGGGCAGCAUGGAAGAAGAAGGUUUUUUGGAGAAACUAUGGGGUUGGGAAAGGCUGGUCCCACUAUGCAGUUAUGUUAAGUGGUCUGACUAUGGCAGAUAUCUUGAGGAGUAUUACAAACACAAUGCUAAUGAGUUUGUUGCUGCUGCUGCUGCUGCCAAGAAUCCACAAAAUACCAAUACUACUGAUAUGGGUGCAGCUGUUGCCAAAUUUUGUCUCAAGAUGGAGGAGGAACUCCUGCGGUGUAGCCUGGAUGACACCAGCACUAUCAUUGAGAGUAGCCUGAUCAAGGAACGUGCACUUAAAAUCUGUGGCACCAGGGAUAUUCCUUCUAUUGUUGCUUUUGUGUGUAUUAAAGAGGAGGCUGACCUGAUGUGUGAACUGCUGAAGCAUGGUGCUAAGCCUUCUGAUGACAUCAUCCAGCUGAGCAGCGUGAUCCGCAUGUGCGCCUUGAGCCUUGUGUACCUCAGAGAACCCCAAUCUAUUGCUUCCGCCGCUGCAAUGGUGGGUAUGGCAAAUGAGGCUAAAAGGAUGUGUGAUUGGAUGAAGAGAGAGAACAAGCUUAUUACCUUAAGCUUGUCUCAGCCUCGUGAGCUCUACAGGAGUUGCUUGAUCCGGAUGAAAGCCUUGGAUGUUAUGACCAGAAUGUUGCAUGGGUGUUUCUUUUCUUCCUCCAAGCAAAAUACUGUUCGCACUGCCGCUACCUCGGGCCAUCCUAAUGCUCUUCCAGAAGAAGGCGCCAGCUCCCAGGCUUCAGUCGAAGACUCGCCCAAGCGCCGACCCAAGCCCAACAAACCUGAUGCUGUUCCAGAAGAAGGCGCCGGCUCCCAGGCUUCAGUCGAAGACUCGCCCAAUCCCAAGCGCCGGCCCAAGCCCAAUAAGACUUAAGCUAGCCCAGAAUGGGAAGUCUAGCUAUAAGAUGUAGCGACUAUUGAGUACGUCUGAGUCUGUAUCGAACAAGAAACUCCUGAAUUCAAACCGAAUCAUUCCUCCUACCUGCUCCUUCCUCCCUGCUCUCUAUUCCCCAUUGCUCGUGCUGCUAACAAAUACUCACCGUAGCUGUGACUAAUUUUUCUUUUUUUCCCCAGCCUUUUCAUUUCUGGACAUCUGUUAUUGUAUUUGUACUGGUUCACAUACUAGUCAUGUUUGGCACAAUGUUCUUGUC
Messenger RNA from Setaria italica (foxtail millet), 2044 nucleotides. RefSeq lists its product as uncharacterized. The record is from RefSeq and is a predicted model, not a curated record. The transcript is spliced from 11 exons. NCBI's taxonomy places the organism in Eukaryota, Viridiplantae, Streptophyta, Magnoliopsida, Poales, Poaceae. Bases 1 to 1767 code for a protein of 588 amino acids.